Messenger RNA from Phyllostomus hastatus (greater spear-nosed bat), 6915 nucleotides. It is a transcript of the gene FAM193A, whose product is annotated as family with sequence similarity 193 member A. The coding region runs from base 1821 to 6395 and encodes 1524 amino acids. The record is from RefSeq and is a predicted model, not a curated record. The transcript has 21 exons. NCBI's taxonomy places the organism in Eukaryota, Metazoa, Chordata, Mammalia, Chiroptera, Phyllostomidae.
GUGGCCACCUCCAGACCGGGACCCUCUCAGGCCCAGGGCCGCACCCCCCUGGGACAUUUGUGCUUCCCAGUGCGCACGGACUCAGGGCGCCUCGCCCUGCGGCCCCGCACUCUCCCCUGGGACGGCUACUUCUGCGUCAAGCUGCCUGGGCCCCAGGGCGCCUGGACACUGGGUCAGGCACCCUGGACGUGUCCGUGGCGGUGUUUCUGGAUGAGGUUAACCUUCGCAUCAGCAGACUUGGAGCAGCCGAUGGUGCUCCUCCGUGUGGGUGGGCCUCGCCCCCAUCAGUGGAAAGCCCCCUAGAACAAAGGGGCUCAGAUAGAAAAGAGGGAGCUCCCAUUGCCUCGGCGCCCCUGAGCCGGAGACGGACCCUUGUUUCUGUCCCCCACCUCUGGACUCACACUGGAACGUCAGCUGUCCCUGGGGCUCGAACCUGGCGGCCUCGGGCUGGACCCACGCCGCUGGCUCUCUGAGUCUCCAGCUUGCCAUCGGCACGCAUCGGGACUUGCCAGGCUCCGUCACUGUGGGGGCCGGCGCCUCACCAUAACAACUCAGUCCCCAUCACCACCGCUCCCUCCGUGUGCGUGUAUCCCACUGGUUGUAUUUCCCUGGAGAACACUGACCUCCCGCGUGUUAAAAUCAACUUCGGGGAAGAAACAAAUCUUAGAUAGUACAAUGGUUUGUAACCUCCAAAGUUCAACCGCACCAGACAAACUCUUAUUUAGUACUUUUUUUCCAUCUGAAUUUCUCAGUGUUCCGUCGGGGGAGAUAAUGGAAAACAAAGGCUGAGAACCACUGCUUUCUGGCUUUGCCUCACCUGUCUCCCAGGGGCACUGUCCCCGACCCCUACCAGCCUGUCCCGAGUGUCCUGGCCACCAACUUUGCUUCUCUGACAUCCGUUCUUGACACAACAGCCAGAGUUCUUUAAAAAAAUAUACGUCCCAUUAAAAAAGCUGCUAUCAGAUAUCAUAAAACACGGAGGAACCUAAAAAUAUAGAUCUAUGCCCUGCCAUGACACGCCCUGUUCAAAACCCUCCGCCUGGUGGGGGCCCGGCUUCUGCUGCUUCCCCUCGCUCCAGUGCUGGCGGCUUCUGCAGGGCCCUGGGACAGGCUGAGCUCUCCCCUGCUCCAGGUUCUCGCCUCACUAGGAGCCCUUGGCUUGCGAGUGACUGGCGCUGGCUCGGCUCACCUCCUCGGGGAGGCGUCCCCUGUCCCCAGGCCCCAGAGGGACUCUCAACUGUAUCACACUUGGGCCACUUCUGCCUUGUAACCUGGGCUCUGCCGUUGAUUAUCUGGGUGACUUUGGGCAAAUCCCUUAAUGUGUGUGAACUUCAGUUUCUCAUCCAUAAAAUGGGCCAGGGGUGCCCUUCUCGAGUGGGUGGGUGUGCCGGUCAGAUGAAAGGAUACAGCUGCAGGCAGGGUGGCUGGUGUAUAGUGGCUUGACGAAUUGCCAUUUGUACGUCAUUCAUUCACCCAGCAAGUACUGGACUGGUGAGUGCCCAGCCCUUGCUUGGCAGGAGCUGGGGUUCACAGGUGCAGGAGGCGUGCCCUCCCCUCAUCCCCUGAGACUUUUCUCUGGGGAUACUGCUGAACACCCCGAUCCCAUGUCACGGUGCUAUGACAUCUUGGAGGCUGAGGGAGAAGGGACUGUCUGACCCCAGCCUGUGUGGGGUGGGGGACAGUCCGAGACAUCAUUCACCUGGGGGGCUGCUGAAGGAAGACUGCCGGGCAGGAUACAGGUAUUAGCUCGUUGUGGUUGUGGCAGGAAGGAUGGGUCGGAGGGUACCAGGCUGUGGUUGCAGCUGGGCGAGGCCGAGGCCAUGAGGCCCUCCGGCCCAGAGCUAACAGCUAUAGGGCCCUGGAAAGGGUGCAGAUGGAGGCCCUCCCACCAACAUCCAGUGCCAAGCUCGGCUGCCUCUCUGGCCUGUGACUACCUCCGGACCCAAGGAAGGGAAAACGCGUCUCGGUGUUUGGAUAAGUGGGGCCCUGUAGAGCGUAGGGCCCACGCAAGGCCCCACCCUGGUCUAAGGGCAGAGCUAUGCCUGGGGCUUGUGGUGGUGGACGAGAUCCAGGCAGAGGGCGCUGGAGGCCCGAGGGUCUGGCCGGGCUCGGUCUGCGCGACUCCUUUUAACUUCGGCGUGAACCACAGAGCCCCAGCCUACCCUGCCGGGGACUACUGCCUGCUGUGCCGGAGCGAGCGGACAGACUCCUCCUUCCCGGAGGGCGGGGCGAAGGCUGCGAACAAACCGGCCCUUCCCGCGGCGCCCAAGGGCCACAACGUGCUGCACCUGCCGCUCUGGGUGUGCCCGGACUGCCGGCGGACCGUGGAGCAGGAGGAGAGGCGCAGCAGCCUGGACCAGCCGGCGGGCCAGGACUUCCUGCUGCACAGCCCUCUGGGCGGGGCCCCGGCGGAGGCAGGCGGCGGGAGGCUGGGUCUGGGUCCCCAGCCGCUGCCCUCGGACACGGCGUGUGCUUGUGAUGCCUGCAGCGAGCGCAGGGAGAUCCCGGCGGCGGAGCCGGACCGCGAGCCGCAGCAGCUGCAGAACUACUGGUCCGAAGUGCGCUACAUGGUCCGCUGCAUCUACCGCCAGGCGGGGACCCCGCUGGCAGACGACCAGGACCAGUCCCUGGUGCCUGACAAGGAGGGGGUGAAGGAGCUCGUGGAUAGGCUCUGCGAGAGGGACCCCUACCAGCUGUAUCAGCGGCUGGAGCAGCAGGCCCGAGAGUACGUGCUGGAGAUGAAGGUCCGCCUGCUGCGGCAGCUGUCGGCCGCGGCCCGCGUGCGGGCGCCGUCCGGCCCGCAGGGCCCGCCUCAGGCCCACCAGUUCGUCUCCCUGCUGCUGGAGGAGUACAGCGCCCUCUGCCAGGCGGCCCGCACCAUCAGCACCUUCCUCGACACGCUGGAAAAUGAGCACUUGAAAAAGUUCCAGGUGACAUGGGAACUGCACAAUAAGCACCUGUUUGAAAAUCUGGUCUUUUCGGAGCCCCUUCUCCAGAGCAACCUGCCAGCACUGGUGUCUCAAAUCAGGCUGGGCACCACGACGCACGACGCCUGCGGCGAGGACGCCUACAGCACCUUGCUGCAGCGAUACCAGCGCUCCGAGGAGGAGCUGCGCGGCGUCGCCGCCGAGUGGCUGGAGUGCCAGAAGCGGAUCGACGCCUACGUCGACGAGCAGAUGACGGUGAGGACCAAGCCGCGCGCGCUGGCAGAAGACUGGGAGGUUUUCAGGCAGCGGCGGUUCCUCGAGGAGCAGUUAACCAGCAAGAAGGCGGUCACGGGUGAGAACAACUUCACGGACGCCGUGAGGCAGGUGCUGUCAUCCCGGCUGAGCGUGCCCGACUGCCCCAGCUGCCACUACCGCAGAAGGUGUGCCUGUGACGACUGUAGCCUCUCGCACAUCCUCACGUGUGGCAUCGUGGACCCCCCCGUCCCGGGUGACACCCACGCCCACCAGCUGCCGCUGCAGGCGGGCUCCGCUCCAGACUGCGUCUCUGAGAUGCGCCCGCCCAGCGCGUCGUCCGCGAGCUCGGGGUCGGGCUCCAGCUCCCCGGUCGCCGUGCAGCAGCGCCCCAGACUCGUCCUCGCGGACAGCGGCCCCACACCAGCCUUCUGCAGCGACGACGAAGACGCGGCCCCACUGCCGGCCACGUGUGCGGACAUCUACCCGCUGACCAGCUACAGCGACGCCGAGGUGGCGGCCAGCAUGAACGGGCUGCACAGCGAGUUGAACGGCGGUGGGGAGAACAUGGCCCUGAAGGACGAGUCCCCGCAGGUGAGCAGCAGCAGCAGCAGCAGCAGCAGCGGCAGCUCCUCAGAGGCCGACGACGAAGAGCCGGAUGGCGGGAGCAGCGGGGAGCCCCCCGGAGCCCCGCAGGAAGGCACGGCCCUGGGGAACGGGAACCCCAGGACGGAGGACAGCAAAGCGGACAGUCCCCCCCCAUCUUACCCCGCGCAGCAGGCCGAACAAGCCUCGAACACCUGUGAAUGCCACGUCUGCAAGCAGGAAGCUUCCGGACUGCCGCUGUCGGCCAUGACGGCCGGAGCCCUUCCGCCCGGCCACCAGUUCCUGAGCCCGGAGAAGCCCACGCACCCCGCCCUGCACCUGUACCCCCACAUCCACGGGCACGUGCCCUUGCACACCGUGCCCCGCCUGCCGCGCCCUCUGGCCCACCCCACCUUGUAUGCAGCGCCCCCCUUCACGCACAGCAAGGCUUUACCGCCAGCACCUGUUCAGAAUCACACGAAUAAGCAUCAGGUAUUCAAUGCAUCUCUUCAAGACCAUAUUUACCCGAGCUGCUUUGGGACUGCUCCAGAGUGGAACAGUUCUAAGUUUAUAAGUCUUUGGGGAUCAGAAGUGAUGAAUGAUAAGAACUGGAGUCCUGGCACUUUCUUGCCAGAUACAAUUUCUGGCGGGGACGUGCUCGGGCCGACGCUCUCGGAGACGAGACUGGACGCCCUCCCGCCUCCGGUGAGCAACGGCGCGCCUGCGGCUUUGGACUGUAAGGAGAAGAACAUUGCUGCAAAGAAGAAAUGUUUGUACAAUUUCCAAGAUGCUUUCAUGGAAGCAAACAAAGUGGUGAUGGCCACCUCGUCUGCCACCUCCUCCGUGUCCUGCACGGCCACCACGGUGCAGUCGAGCAACAGCCAGUUCAAGGUGUCGUCCAAGAGGCCUCCGUCCAUAGGCGAGGUCUUCCACGGCAUCGGCAAGGAGGAGCACCGGCACGCCGUGCCCGCCGCCCCGAGGAGCAGCCCCACGGGCCUGGCCCCGCUCCCCGCGCUCGCCCCCGCCACCCUCUCUCCGGCCCCCACGCCUCACCUGGGGAACCUCGCAGCCCCCGCCUUCCCCAAACCUGCGGCCCCGUCCCCGGGGUUUGGGGAUUCGCGCAAGAGCUUCUGUCCUGCUUCAGCGGCACCCCCACCCCCCCCCGCGGACGGCUCCGUCAGUGCACCUCCAAGUGUCUGCAGCGACCCCGACUGCGAAGGGCACCGCUGCGAGAACGGCGCGUACGACCCGCAGCAGGACGAGGGGGACGAGAGCGCCGACGAGGACAGCUGCUCGGAGCACAGCUCCAGCACGUCCACCUCCACCAACCAGAAGGAGGGCAAGUACUGUGACUGCUGCUACUGUGAAUUCUUCGGGCACGGCGGGCCCCCCGCUGCACCAACAAGUAGAAAUUACGCAGAAAUGAGAGAGAAGCUUCGCUUGCGGCUGACGAAGAGGAAGGAGGAGCAGCCGAAGAAGGCCGGCCAGCUGCCGGAGCGCGAGAGCGUGGUGGACCACCGCCGGGUGGAGGACCUGCUGCGCUUCAUCAACAGCUCCGAGACCAAGCCCGUGAGCAGCUCGCGGGCCGCCAAGCGGGCGCGGCACAAGCAGAGAAAGCUGGAGGAGAAGGCGCGCCUCGAGGAGGAGGCCCGGGCCCGGGAGCACGCCCACGCCCACGCCCAUGAGGAGCAGCGGCCGGCGCCAGAGGAGGACGCGCGGCUGGCGGAGGAGCUCCGGCGGCUGCAGGAGCUGCAGAAGCUCCGAGCCGUGAAGAAGAAGAAGAAGGAGCGGCCGGCUAAAGACUGUCCCAAGUUGGACGUGCUGGCGGGGACUCUGCAGGCGGCGGCGGGGCCAGGGCCCGACCCCGUGCACUUGCACAACGGCUCCCUGGGGCCGGCCGAAGAGCGGGAGCCCUCCCCACCCUCCCCGCCCAGACGCAGCGCCCACCCAGAGCCCGGGCUGGGCACGGACGGCGACUCGGCGGACCCCAGGGACUCCACGCUUCUCCUGCCCGAGGGGGUCGGCGGGAAGCAGCAGGAGCCGCUGUCCUUUCUGCUGGACAUCAUGCGUCACCACAAGGCGGGGACCGGCAAACAGAAGCCGAAACAGGCUGGGAAGGCGGGCAGCGAGCCGGGCGGGAGGCCCACAGAGCCCCCCAGGCCUUCGGAGGGCCAGCCCAGACCCCGGCCGCAGACUGAGCCGAAGGUGAAAGCGCUGGACCUCAGCCCCCCGGUGGAGCCGAAGAGAGAGGAGAGGAAAGCCAACAGCAACAACAACAACAAGAAGCAGCUGAACCACGUCAAGGAGGGGAAGGCGAGCCCGGGCCCCACAGAGCCGGCCUGCGCCGGCGAGCACCCGCCGGGCAGCAAGCUGGUGCUGGCCGACUCGCCCCAGCCCAGGGGCAAGAGCAAGAAGGGCCGGAAGAAGAAGGGGGACAGAGCCGGCAGCUCUCUCGACGACGUGUUUCUGCCCAAGGACAUCGACCUGGACAGCGUGGACAUGGAUGAGACGGAGCGGGAAGUGGAGCACUUCAAAAGGUUCUGUUUGGACUCCGCCAGGCAGACCCGACAGAGACUGUCAAUCAACUGGUCCAACUUCAGUUUGAAAAAGGCCACCUUCGCCGCCCACUGAAGGAGGGCCAUGCCGGCGCCCGAGACCAGCCGCCGCCCGGAGGCGCCGCCCGGCCGGCCCCCGGCGCCCGUGCGUGUCGUCUGUGCCCCCGUGCCCGUCGCUCCCGCCGCCUCCUCCGCCCCCGGGGCCGGGGCCUGGCCGCAGCCGGAGACGGGUCCGCACCACCCUCGUGGCUCCCUGGCCUCUGCACCGCGCCGCCCCGUCGUCUGUCCCUGAGGGCGACGCUGCCGCCACGCCGCUCCCGCCUGGGGGUGGGCGGGCGGGCGCCAGUCUCCACAACCUGCUGUUAAGAGUGUGCACGUCGCACUGUGUGUGUCUGACCCCCGACGCGUAGCCAGCUUGUGUAAGACCCUGCAGAGUGGGACUGUUCCAGCGAGCCCACCCAGUACUCACCGUCCAGUCCGUUAGAGUGUCCGACUGUAUUAACACGGGCCUGCCUGGCUACUUUUUAACAUAUUGUUAAGUAAUAUUAAAAUCAUGUCUUUCUUUUUGAAAGAUGGAAUACAUUAGUACAGCAGAA